AUGGGGUUCUUCAACUUCCGCAGAAAGGAUCCAGAGGUUAUCUACGAAAAGACGUCUAUAUCCUCCGAAGACGGAUAUGCGAGCGAUGAGGCUCAAUCAUUCCUGGCUAAACGCAGACGACGAGUCCACUUUGCUGAGCCUCGAAAGUCUGGACUGUGUAUCGUGUCACUUGUGAGCUCGGCGAUUAUCAACGUUGUACUCAUGGGCUUUGUAGCAUAUGGGUAUGCGCAUCGAGGGGCAAAUAGCCCUCUUUUCCCACAGACGGUCUACUCGCCUGCAAACGAGGCCAUCAGCUAUGAAACCAAAAUUUUCACAAGUGGUUUUGGCGACCAAAGAACCAAGUACAUGGGAGAUAGCUACGAGGCCGACGACGAAUGGGCAAAGCUAUACCCAAGAACUGUCGUUCGGAUACCAAAAUCACAGGCCGACAAGCUGGCUAACAAGACUAUUCCAAUUGCCGGCGACGAAGACCACUUUCCAGUGCUCAUCACAGUUUUCCACCUCAUGCAUUGCCUAGACUCAAUCAGGCAUCUAUACUUCGGACACGAUAAGAACAUGGAUCCUGAUCCUAUCAUCAAUGACGCUGUUCUGAAGAGGCCUCAUAUUGACCACUGUUUCGAUUCCUUGCGACAGAGCAUAAUGUGUGCAUCAGAUGUCUCUCCAGCUCCAUACAAUUGGGUGCCUUCCAAAGGAAAAGCUCUAGGCUCUCUAGGCGUACAACACACCUGCCGAAAUUACGAGAAGCUGGUAGAAUGGUCAGUUGCACCAGAGCGAGAUGUUAGAGGUUGGGAUGAGUCAAUCAAACCGAGCACUAUCGCAUAA
Messenger RNA from Paraphaeosphaeria sporulosa, 822 nucleotides. RefSeq lists its product as uncharacterized. The transcript has 3 exons. Gene Ontology annotation, biological process: mycotoxin biosynthetic process. The record is from RefSeq and is a predicted model, not a curated record. The coding region runs from base 1 to 822 and encodes 273 amino acids. Lineage: Eukaryota; Fungi; Ascomycota; Dothideomycetes; Pleosporales; Didymosphaeriaceae.